Messenger RNA from Oppia nitens, 1443 nucleotides. Its product is annotated as multiple PDZ domain protein-like. The transcript has 5 exons. The record is from RefSeq and is a predicted model, not a curated record. Gene Ontology annotation, molecular function: protein binding. Bases 1 to 1443 code for a protein of 480 amino acids. NCBI's taxonomy places the organism in Eukaryota, Metazoa, Arthropoda, Arachnida, Sarcoptiformes, Oppiidae.
AUGAGUUUAACUAAAAGUAGUAGUGCUUCACAAUUAACAAGUCUAACAAAUGAGAGGAUAGAUCCGGUAUCUGAGGGCUGGAUAUAUGCCAAUAAAGAGCACUCGUUUGGGUUCAGCGACGCCGAAGUAUCGCUAAUGGACAUGGAUUAUGAUAAUGACGACAACGACAAUCAUAAACGAUAUGAAAUAUUAUUAUUACCCGACAUAAAGCCAAGCACUGGUCAAAUCACUGCACGACUAUCGCCACCACUGAUGACACAGUCAUUAUCGAUGAGUACUGUCGUGUUUGAUACAGAUCUCGGUGUUUGUAUGACUAGCGGUGAUCACGACAUCGAUGCCGACGUUUCGCCCACAAGAAUAGCAUUAAGUAAUAUACAAGAGUUUGUUGAGACAACUGUUGUCUUAAGAAAAGAUAAGAAAAAUGAAUUAGGAAUCAGUAUUGUUGGCGGAAAUGACACUUAUCUGGAGUCAAUUUGUGUUAAAGAAGUGCAUAAAGACAGCGCUGCCUAUAGAGAUGGAAGACUACGUAAAGGUGAUCUCAUAUUAGCCGUUAACGACCGAUCAAUGCGCGACAUAACCUUCAAAGACGCCGUUCAAGUGCUCAGAGAGGCUCCCAGUCCUCUACGGCUGAUUAUACUGAGAGAAAACGCACAAAAGUUAUUCACAACACAUCAAUGUCCGACCAAAUUCAUUACAGUUGAACUAAGGAAAGGGAGUAUUAAAGAUAAAUUGGGAUUAAGUUUAAUGCAAAGGACUAAUGGAAGAGGAGUUUUCAUUACAUAUGUUCAACCAAAUAGUAUUGCCAGUCAACACCGGGCCAUUAGUCAGGGUGACCAGAUUCUUGAAAUUAACGGACAAAAUGUUAGGGAGAGUAACCAAAAGGACGUCUCACAGAUAUUGUAUUCAUUGGACGGAAAUUUAGUACUAUUGUUAGGUAGAGUGCCGUCACUACACGAGUCCAUUAAAGAAUGGGCCCGAAGAAGGGCACAGAUAUUUUUGAGGACCCGGACCAGCACCUGGUCGUCAUCAGUGGGCAAUUGUAAUGAAAAACUUCAGGCACAGAGACCCAGCCUUCCCGUCAAUAAUAAAGACAAAAGUUAUUUCCAAAUGAAUUCAUUAUCACCUGAUAGUGACAUAGGAAUGACAUUACCGACACUUAUUUGCCAAACAAUUAAUAAUAGUAUGACUGAUAUAACUAAUGAAACACAACAACAGUUAUGGAGUAGAAGUUCAUCCCUAAGGAGUCAGAAAAGGCUGAGUAUUGUCGCCGAAGACUCCAAACAAAGGGAAUCAAUGGACAGUAAUUCUGAUGAAGAACUUGACUCAAAACAUACGACAACUUAUGAUAAUAAUAAUAUUGUAACACAAGUUUCAAAACAAAAUCCAACCUCAGAUUCACCCGAUAACCCAUUAUUGCCUUCAAUUAAAGUCACAGAAUUUUGA